Cryphonectria parasitica EP155 is the source of this 1710-nucleotide messenger RNA. RefSeq lists its product as uncharacterized. Gene Ontology annotation, biological process: riboflavin biosynthetic process. Gene Ontology annotation, molecular function: riboflavin kinase activity. Bases 1 to 1710 code for a protein of 569 amino acids. The record is from RefSeq and is a predicted model, not a curated record. Lineage: Eukaryota; Fungi; Ascomycota; Sordariomycetes; Diaporthales; Cryphonectriaceae. The transcript has a single exon.
AUGCACCAAGACAAUACCCCAGUGCAGGCACGCGACGUGAAUACAAGUACAAACGAUGGCCUUGAACUACCAAGCUCUACUACCACGAACACGGCUGAGAAAGCAUCACCAGAUGAGAGUGUCGACGGCACACAUAAACCCUCUUUACUCAAACAUGUAUUCGAUGAGACCCGAUUCUUUGUCGGCGGCCUCAUCCCACGCCCACAUGAGUCAACGAAGCACUACACUAUCCUCCGCCAUUCAUCCAGCGUGGUUUUUUAUCGAGGCCCCACGACCAGCGUGGUCAUCACGGUCUUCUCAUCCUCGCAGCCUAGCGUGCUGCUUCCUGCUACGCGAACAAUUUGGCUACAGCAACGUGGGGUUUCCGGGAACACCGGCAUGAAGCUGAAGAGACUGGUCGGUGCGACGGGUAGCUGGCUGGAUGUCACUCCAACGACACAAGUAGCAGCAGAAGACCUCGGGGCCUCUGAGAGGAGAAGUUGGCAGAGAGAUAUCGACAAGUUCAUGAAGACCGCCGCACGCGAGAAGACGGGCCAUGUGCCAAGGGAGACGCAUGUCAUUCGCCUCCCUGUCGUCGCUGGCGAUGGCUAUUUUCGACUAGUGUUAUGCGCCGGUGGCACGACAGCGUCCUGUCAGGAGGAUGAUGCAGACACUCGCAAACGGUUCACGAAGCGGCGGGUCCUGUGCUCGAGCCCCAUCUUUCGUAUCGCCAGCACGUCUACAGAUCCCAGUGUCUUCCGAGGGGCGAGCUUGAAGACGCUCCCGCUGGAACUAGGCGUGAUGGCAGGAUCCAUCGUGGGAAAUGCAAAGGUGGCUGGUCUUUUGGCCCCGGUGACAAACACGGUCCAACAGCAGAUCCAGAGAGUACAGCCGGACUUUGUCGUGAGAGAGGCUGCAACGACUGCCUACCAGGCAUCAGGUCUGCAGGAGAAGAUUGAAGUGGUUGAUGACGACGACGACCCGUAUAGCUACAGCAGGGAACCAGGCUACGACAACAAGAACGACGACGUGCUGGAACGGCUUGAUGAGGGAGCUGAAGUCGACAUGGAUGUCAUCGGUCCUGAUUCUGGACCCCAGUCUCCGUUCCCUAUCCAGUUCACGGGGAAAAUGACCUGGGGUGCCGAGCAGGAAACCAAGUCAAUUCCCGCUGCGGCCCUCCAAGGGGUUCCAGACAGUACCAUUCUCCGCCUGAAAGGAUCCUCCUCCUACAUGGGAUGGGCCAGCAUCCUGCCGCACCGCGACUUGGACAAAGGGAUUUCAUUGGAUUGGCACGAGGUAGUCCUUGAAGUCAGCCCAUCUCCCCACGCACCGCCGAGUGUCGCAGCUAGGAAUGCCGUCACUGUGAACUGGGCACACGAUCCUGGACUCACAACGACGUCCUUCUCUGCCAAGAUCAAGGUGAUGAUCAUGGACUUCAUCCGGCCUCUAGACACGAGAGCAAGCAGAGACGAGAUAGAGAGAUCCGCUGCAAGAGAUAUCCAGAUUACGCUGUCCAGCCUCAGCAGAAGCAACUGGGGACCGGAGUUGACGAUUGAAAGGGUUAAGACGUCUCAGAGUGCGAGGAGCUUCUCAGAGAAGUAUACGGAUGCGAGAAAGCAGAUACAGCAAAGAACAAACAGCGUUCCACUACACUGGGCCGGUAUCAGGAGUUCCGGUGCCGCGUUGCGUGAUCGCGCUCUUGGAAAUGGAGGCUACUGGGUGGCACGAUGA